Molecule: messenger RNA, 3938 nt
Organism: Lynx canadensis (Canada lynx)
Lineage: Eukaryota; Metazoa; Chordata; Mammalia; Carnivora; Felidae
Gene: TULP3
Product: TUB like protein 3
Exons: 11
Coding region: 63-1451 (462 amino acids)
Biological process (GO): protein localization to cilium
Cellular component (GO): cilium
Source: RefSeq, a predicted model, not a curated record
UUGCCACCCUAGCAGCGGAGUCGGGGAUUGUGGACGUGGUCGCCACUUCCUGAGCUGCGGGGAUGGAGGCGUCGCGCUGCCGACUCGGACCCCGCGGGGACAGUGCCUUUGAAGAUGAGACAAUGAAGCUUCGACAGCUGAAACUAGAUAAUCAGAGAGCACUGCUGGAGAAGAAGCAGAGAAAAAAGCGCCUUGAGCCACUCAUGGUACAGCCAAAUCCAGAAGCAAGGCUACGUCGAUCAAAGCCAAGAGGUAGCGAGGAGCAAACUCCUUUGGUGGAACCUCAUACCCCACAGAAUGAUGUCAUCCUACAUGGCAUUGAUGGUCCAGCUGCCUUUUUGAAGCCAGAUGCUCAAGAUUUGGAAACCAAACUUCAUGUUCUUUCAGUAGGCUCUUCUGCUACAGAAGAGGAUACCGAAGGAAGUGUUGAUGGGGAAAGCACUAUGGAUACUGCGCCUAAGCCAGAUCUCCAGGAGAUUCUCCAAAAACAUGGUAUCUCAGGUAGUUUGAACUUUGAUGAAGAGGAGACUGAUGGGGAAGAAGAAGGAAAGAAAUUAUGUCAUUCGCCAUAUUCAGAUGCAGAGAGACCCAAUUCUGCAUCCAGCCAGAAAUCAACCACAGAUACAGGAGCUUAUGGUACUGCAGCCCAACAAAGUGAUAACCAGCUGGGAGAAGUGGAGAAUUUGGAGGACUUUGCAUAUAGUCCUGCCCCUCGGGGUAUUACAGUAAAGUGUCGGAUAACCAGGGAUAAAAAAGGAAUGGAUCGGGGUCUCUUCCCCACUUACUAUAUGCACUUGGAAAAAGAUGAAAAUCGGAAGAUAUUUCUUCUUGCAGGUAGAAAGCGGAAAAAGAGCAAAACAUCCAACUAUCUUAUCUCCACUGAUCCAACAGAUUUAUCUCGUGAAGGGGAAAGUUACAUUGGCAAACUCAGAUCCAACCUCAUGGGGACCAAGUUUACAGUUUACGAUCACGGUGUCAGCCCAGCCAAGGCCCAGGGUCUGGUAGAGAAGGCCUAUACCCGGCAGGAGCUGGCAGCCAUCUGUUACGAAACAAAUGUACUUGGAUUUAAAGGUCCUAGGAAAAUGUCUGUGAUCAUUCCAGGAAUGAAUAUGAAUCAUGAACGGAUCCCAUUUCGGCCACGAAAUGACCACGAGAGCUUGCUUUCCAAAUGGCAGAACAAAACCAUGGAAAACUUGAUUGAACUGCACAACAAGUCCCCAGUCUGGAAUGACGACACACAGUCUUAUGUCCUGAACUUCCACGGCCGGGUCACUCAGGCAUCUGUGAAGAACUUUCAGAUAGUCCACGAGAAUGACCCUGACUACAUAGUCAUGCAGUUUGGACGUGUGGCAGACGAUGUGUUCACCCUGGACUACAACUACCCACUGUGUGCACUUCAGGCCUUUGCCAUUGGACUUUCCAGCUUUGACAGCAAGCUAGCAUGUGAAUAAGAGAAAGAAAAAGGGCUGAGUUUUCUCACUCACAGCUUUGAGUCACUUCCUUUGCUUUUGCCCCAGGACUGAAGAGUGACUGCCUGCCCCUUUGGGAGUAAUCCCUGUAUGUAUGUAUGUGUACAUACACGUGUGCAUGUGUACAUAAGUACAUGUGCAUACACAUGCGUAUAUGUACACAUGCACCCAACUUCUCUGGGUUUCACGGACCUGGUCAGGGAUCACAGCUUAACGUGGGGGACAGACUGUUCAAAGCACAGAGAGCUUCUUGUUCAGGGCACAUUGGCGACUCCGGAAGUUAUUGCCCAACAGAUUCUGUGCCCUCAACAGUCCGAUUUCCUGUGCUUGGAAAUGUACAGCUAGAAUCAGGUUCUAAUGAGUAAAUACUUGGGUCUUUUUUCUUGAAGACCUUUCCUGAGUGGGAUAGUUCCCUAAAUUGCCUUCGGUCUUCAGUCUGCAAACUGUUUUUGUAAAUGGUCAGAGAGGCUCUCACAGCUGCUCAGUUCUGUUGUUGUAUUGCAAACACAGCCAUGGCCAGCUCAUAAACGAAUGAGUGCAGCUGUGUUCCACUGAAACAUCAUUAACAAAAACAGGCAGCAGGCCAGAUUUGGCCUGUGGGCCAUAGUUUGCUGACCCCUGCUCCAGGUAUAUUUCUGUAAGUUACCUGGGCAUCUUCCAGAAUGGACCCGUGGUCAUGACACCAUAUGAGUGGGAAAUGCAUAUCUCUGGGAAGCAAUGGUCCCAUAAAUUGGAUCUGAAAAGGCUACAUCCAUAUAGCUUUUACCUGUUUUUUAUUUUUCUAUUUUUUAUUUUUUAAGUAAGUUUUACGCCCAACGUGAGGCUUAAACUCAUGACCCUGAGAUCAAAAGUCACAUGCUCUACUGACUAAGCCAGCCAGGUACCCCUUAAAAAUUUAUUUAAAAAAAUUUUUUUUCAAAUAAGUAUUAUGCCCAACGUGGGACUUAAAAAUUUUUUUAUUUUACCUUUUGUUGUUGUUAUUAAGUAAGCCUUGCUUUUACCUUGUUUUGGUGACAGUGGUUUCCAGAGCAUCAUUUACCCUCAGAACUGGGAAAACCCCCCAUCAGUGAUCAUUUUGAGUCCACACAGGUGGCUUAAUUCUGCUGUCCUACCUGAAGUACCCAUGGGGGAAGCCAGUGCCAGCCACUUUACCCUCCCUAUGGGAAGAAGUUCUGCUCACUAGGAAAUAAAUCGGGCAUUGCACUGCCUUUAUCAGAGGGAGUGUGGUAUUUCUUUGGUGGGGCAAGCUUACUUUCCCCCUGGGGCUUGGAAGGCACUGAUGUCACAGUCCCCCUCUUCCCUUUCUUCCCUCAGAGUAGGUCGGCCAGCAGCAAUCUCAAAGUGGCUGUGGCCAAACUUCAGUUGUGAUCAGGGAUGUGAGAAACGUAUGCAGUUGUCUUAAUUUCAGUUUAGGCUGAAAGCAUAAAGUCUAGGGGUGACUUAGUCUAGUUAAGACAGGGUGAUUUGACAGUUGCCUUCAUUUCCAAUCCAGGAGUGCUUCCUACAGCUCUAUUACAUGGAGCCAUUAGUAUAAAGGGACACACACACACCUAUAGACCAUGUAAGAGGUAAGAGAACAUUAUAUCUCGAAACUUGUCAUUGUGCAGAGAGGUGGCAGGGAGGCUUUGGUGAGGACCAGCUAGCUGACUCUGAGCUCUGUGGACCUUGUUAGGUGGAGCUUUGGGCCUCUCUUCUUAACCUAAAUAUUAUCAGCUCCCUAAAGCCUGGCUCAUUGGUAGAGAUCACACUCCUGUCACUUUUCCUCACAGAUCAUAAGAGUUUUGCCAAGUCUUUCAGAUUGUUAGCACCUCCCAACAAACCAUAUGACUCUGCUUGCUACCAGUUCACCAGUCUCAGGAUGCAUCUGAAUCUUGAGAACUUGUGAGUUCUACAUUCAGCAUUGUUCAACUCCCAGUGUGCACUGAGCUGUUGGCCAGCGUGGGGCAAGGGAUCAGUGGCUGUUGGUCCAUCAUAUUUCCUUUCUGUGGACUUCCUUUUCGUCCCCGCUUCCUGUUGUUCCUUGCUCCACAUCAAAUAGCAAUGGGAAGGAAAGAGAUGUGGGAGAUGAAAAGACUCUUUACUCAUCCCCCGCUGGCAAAUCCUAUCUGCUUGGUUUUGACAUGGCUGGUUUCCAUCUCAGGCAUGCUUCCUAUCAAGUGCCUCAUUCAUAGAAGUGCCCUAAAGCCCUUCAGGCCUCUGGCACCACCGUCCUGAUGGACUGUCCGAUCAACCCUUGUUGAAAACAGAAAGCUGUUCACUUCUCUCCAGUUGCGCAUAUGACAGUGUCUGGGGAAAGGGAGCCUGAUGGGACUACUGGAUCUAAUCCUGCUUCCUCCUCUCUGUUCAGCUCAGAGACAUCUAUCCCCCAGCUCCUUGUACUUUCUGCUUAAGCGUGCAGCUGAUUGGUUUUACAUAAAUCAUAUUUAUACCUUUUGUAUGCUACAGAAAUAAAGAUAAUUUAUAUAAAAA